AACGGAGGUCAUCAGAUAAGGACUCUGCGCAUUACGAAAGAAAUUAAAUUAUAUAUAAUAAACAAGAUGUUGUUUGUAGGCCAGUAAUACAUAAGGAGCUUGGUGGUACGAGAAUGCGGAAAAAACUCGACAUUAUGAAGCUAUUGUUAUUUCUCCUCUUUGUUACACCAACUACUGCAUUUGAAUGUGAUCCUCGUGCAAAGAUAUGUGAAACAUCCCUUGACAUACAUUAUGAACUAGCAAUGAUGUCAGAAGACGGUCCAGUCUAUGCGCACAACGGCAAACUGUUUCUGUAUAAUGUCACCGACACAUCAAACGCCUCUCCUUACGAUAUGGAUGAAAUAAUGACAGCGGAUGGAUGGGAGGGAUCCUCUGGUAGACUGAUAGUUUCUGCCAACAAAAGCCUCCCUGGUCCACCAAUAAUAGUAUAUGAAGGACAAACAGUCAUCAUCAAUGUACAUAACAACCAGUUGACUGAAGCGACGUCGAUUCAUUGGCACGGUGUAGACAUGAAGGAUACUCCUUGGAUGGAUGGUCCACCUUAUAUUACACAAUGCCCGAUAGGACCAGGACAAACCUUUAGAUACAAAUUCACAGCUAAUCCACCAGGAACAUUCUGGUACCAUUCACACAUGGGCCAUCAAAGAUUGAAUGGUUUAUUUGGUGCAUUUAUAAUAAGGCCAAAACUAUCAAAUAAAAUUCAGCUUGAAGAACAUAUAAUGCAAGUUUUUGAAUGGAACCACGAAUAUGGUUCAGAUGCUGAUGAUUUGUUCGAAGAAGCAGGAGGUACGUACAUCAACCGAACGAAAUUACUUCCAUCAAUGCAACUGGGCAUGUCUAGAUAUACACCCUAUAGAACUCAUGCUGGGCUUAUCAAUGGGCGUGGACGAUUCUGGAGUGGUACGUCUAAUAACGGUGCGCCACUUGAAACAUUUAAAGUUACAAAAGGCAAACAAUACUUAUUUAGGGUUAUCGGACCUGGUGCUCUCUAUCCAUGGAGAGUAUCAGUUGAUCAUCAUAAUUUAACAAUUGUUGGGGCUGAUGGUUUUGAAACUGUACCUGUCGUAGCAGAGUCAUUUGUCAUAGCUCCUGGUGAAAGAUUCAAUUUUAUCUUGAACGCGGAUCAGCCAAUCGGAACGUAUAUGGUACGCGCUGAAACUUUAGAUAGGCGAUAUACGACCAAGGCUGAGGCUAUAUUACAGUAUGAGGGAGCCAUGUUAUCAGAACCUACUUCCUCAAAGUCCAAAUGUACGUCUGCAAACAAAUGUAUUGUUGUAAACUGUCCGUUUCCAUUUUACCCUGAAAAUGAAAAUGUAAACUGUACUCGAUUGACUGAGCUCCGUACUGUGCUUAAUAUUCCAACUCCCCUCCCGGUUCAAGGAAAAUUUAAAGAGUAUUUUCUCAAUUUUGCCUUUCCUGGCUAUAACGGAAAAGAAGGACCAGCUUCCGUAAAUGGACGACAGUUCAAGCUACCAGAUGUUUCUGCACUCACACAACCCGACGAACUACCACAUCAAUGUACAGACCAGGAAUGUGGGGAAGGAAAACUAUGCCAAUGCAUGAACUCUUUGACAAUAAAUUCGGGCGACACAAUUCAGAUGACAUUCCUGAAUAUGGGUCAAGGACGAGUUGAUGACCAUCCGGUACAUAUGCACGGACAUGCUUUUAUGGUAAUUAAGGUUGGAUAUGGAGUAUUUAAUAAAAGUACAGGCGCAUUAAUUGAAGAUAAUAAUGAUGUUGACUGUAGGGGAAAUACCAAACCAGGCAUGAGUAUGUGUAACAGCGCCACUUGGAGCAAUUCAUCAUGGUUGAAUGGAAAUGUCCCAGAUAUUGUACAACAAGGAGCAGUACUAAAAGACACAGUAAUUGUACCCAGUGGAGGAUACGUUGUUGUCAGGUUUCCAGCUACAAUUCCUGGAAUCUGGUUUCUACAUUGCCACAUUGAUAUGCAUUCUAACGAUGGGAUGGCGAUUGUCUUGAACGAGUCCUUCGCAAGUAUCCCUAAACCACCACCUGGUUUACCAAAGUGUGGAAGUUACCUUGGUAACGACGUUGUAUCGGACGUGAGUGAUACAAACGACCCUGUAGAAGACUUCGAUGAUCAUGUUGCCAAAGAUAAACACAGUUUAUCUGAUAAAGAUGAAAAUACAACGUUGCUGUUUGGUGGUAUGUUCUCAGUUCUGUUCCUCCUGAAUAUUGUCCAGUUUAUCGUAUUACUGGUUACCUGUCGACGCCAAAACCAGGACAAACAACACGAUAAAGCAUUUGCAUCUUGAGAGUUGGUUUAUACAUACUAAAUCAAAGACAGUUCCAGUAGGGGCAUAAAGAGAUGCAAUAUUGUAAUUUGUAACUAAUUUUAAAAACGGGUGAUAGCGUUUUCUCAAGUUUGAAUAAAUCCAUGACCCCGAAUUAGUUUAUCUCAAAGUAAUAAAUUAAGAACUUAUAAGUUAUUUAAAUAUGAUUAUUGUACUGAUCCUUACUUAAAAUAUGAAUUGCCACUUAAAUUUAGAAGUUAUUUUGCUAAGUUUAGAUAUGGAUUUGCUCCCCUUAGAAUAGAAACGGGUAGAUAUGAAAGAAAAGAAAUACACGAAAGAACAUGUUUUUAUUGUAAUAAUAGUAUUGAAGAUGAACAGGUUUUAUUGAAAUGUCCACUAUUUGACGAUCUUAAACAUAAUAUUGUUUAAUGAAGUAAAAUGUGCAUUUAAACAUUUUAUCAGAUAAUGAAAAGUUGUUUUUUUUUUAUUCCAUAAUGAUAAAGUUUUUGAAAGUGUCGCCUGAACCUGCUUUAGCAUUUUAACCAGAAGGAAUGUUUUUUUAUAUAAUUGAUUAUGCUGUAUUUUAAUGAUAUUCAUAAGCAAAUAUUAUGAUAUGUACCAUAUCUUAUUGUUUUUAGUAGUAUUGAUUAUACAGUCUCUCAUAAAUCUUUUAAGAUUGGCACAUACAAUGUGAAUUUAAAGUUUGUUGUUAUACAUGUAUGUUUUAUGUACCUGUAUGAAUAUUUUAUUGUGUAGAUAUAUGUAAUUGUAUUCGGUGAGACUUAAAUAAAAUAUUGAAUCUUGAAUCUAUGAUAAUAAAUUUAAUCCGUGGACACAAAUUAGAAUACUCUUUUAGAAUGACGAACUUAUUCCGUAAUCACAAUUUUCAUUCCAUUUGAAAAAUACAAAAUUAUACUGUCAUUCAUAGAUUUUGAUACGAAAUUGCAUUUUUUUUGUUUUUAAGCUUUUCUUUUACCAAUAGUAGUCGCUUAACAAAAAAAUAUUUAAGAUACGUAUCCUUCUGUUGAUGGAAUCGAUAAAAUGUUGCUCACAAGUGACAAAUUCAGUGCAUUUGUAUAUAUAGUUUGCGUUUUUCUAUGAAAAAAAAUCAUAUCCUAUUACAGCAUUCGAAAAAACCAAGCACUUAAAAUUAUGGUUAUAUCUUUUGUUGAAUAAAACAUUUGUAGGCUAAUAUUAUAUUUUUUUUAAUGUGCGUUAUGAAAGUGAUUUUUUUAAUAUUGUUUUAUGUUGGGUUUUUUUUGUAAUUGAAGAGAUUCGAGCAAUCAUUUGAUUUUUGAAGAAUUUUGAUGUUGAUGUAUAUAUGUAUCUAUUGUUUUAUACAAAUACUGACAAAAGUAAAGCACGCCUAAACUUAGAUUUAUUUAGAAUACUGGUAACCAAAUGGCCACCCUAUUGAUAGUGCAUAAUCACGGUAUGUGUGGGUGUUCUUGGAAUUGUGUUGAAACUAAGAAUGUGGGAAUGAACUGUUGU
Messenger RNA from Mytilus trossulus (common blue mussel), 3746 nucleotides. RefSeq lists its product as uncharacterized. Gene Ontology annotation, molecular function: copper ion binding; oxidoreductase activity. NCBI's taxonomy places the organism in Eukaryota, Metazoa, Mollusca, Bivalvia, Mytilida, Mytilidae. The transcript is spliced from 3 exons. The record is from RefSeq and is a predicted model, not a curated record. The coding region runs from base 114 to 2276 and encodes 720 amino acids.